AUGAUUAUUUUGGGUCGUGCAACUAGAAGAUUCUGCAGAUAUCUCUCCACUGCAAGUGAAAGGUCUGAAAAUUCUGUUCAUCGAUUCAUGAAUUUUUUACAGUAUCAGUGUUUUUGAUCCGACUACAGCCAACGUCGCUGGAGGCAGUUAUUCCGUUCUGAUAGUUCAUCCAAAGGUUUUUAAAGGAUACCUAUAGCUGAUCUCUAUUUCUGUAGGUCCGAUGGGGCUCUUUCUCCCCUUCGGUGCUGAAAAACGCAGAUCGGCAGUUGGAAGAAGCUGUGACUCUGGUGAACACACUGCCUUACAUGGUCGCCGUUGAGUUACCGAGCCUCGGGUGCUGUGUAACUGAAGAUUUUCAGUAGCCUCGUUGUGCCUGUCGACUACAACACGAAAAGAAAAGGGCUUUGGCCUCGGGGUCGCACCGAAAAGCUUCUUGAAAGGCGGGAGCAAGUCCGCGCCACCGCACUCAUGAUCAAUGUCGAGAUGCUCUCUCCGAUGCAACAGGUUUCCAUGACCUUUCUGUGAAUAUAUAAAAAAAGUUAAAAUAAUGCUGCAGGAAGAGCUUUACCGAACAUUUGGGGUCCCUGUUUUCGAUCGUUACAACAUCGUCAUGUCUAUUUUCAAAGCCUACGCGAAAACGGAAGAAGCCCGGCUACAGAUUGCCUUGGCCGAGCUUCCUUAUAUUCGGUAGAAAUCUACCCGGUUCAAAGGGGAGGAUAAAUACUCUCAGAAACCGAUUGAACAUGAUCACUUCAAAACGGACUCAAUCCCCGCCUUCGGUCUUCCACGUUCAGCAAACUUUUGCAGAUCAUGAAGGGUAGGAAUUUUUGAAUCUGAGAAGAAAGUCUUAUCAGCCCAGUUCUCAGAACAGACCUGCAUGAAAGCCUUCGGAAAAGAGAGCAGGAGCUGAGGAAACGGCUCAAAGAAUGUGUGGAAAAGGGCGAAGAAGAGUGCGCUCAGACGACCUCCGGAGCAGCUCUUGUUGCUGUUGUUGGGUGAGAAGUCCAUCUCUUUUCUUGAUUGGACUGUACUACAGAUAUACAAAUGCUGGUAAAACGAGUCUAGUCAAGAAACUGACUGGAGCGGAAUCUCUGCAGCCGCAAGACAGGCUCUUUGCGACUUUGGACACGACUAGGCAUCAAGCAAGGUCUGGAUCUUCACGCCACGGAUACCCGAGGGUCCUUCAGACUUCCUUCUGGUCGUAGCGUCGUUUUCGCUGACACGAUCGGAUUCCUCAGCGAUCUUCCGACGAAUCUCAUCGCCGCGUUUCAGGCGACUCUCUCUCAUGUCAAGUUUGCCGUUAGUUUCAUUUUGAAUUGAAAAAAGGCGAAUCAGAAUAGCUAGAUAAUAAAACCGUAUCUUUUUAUGCAAGGUUAAUGCUGAAAAAAAAAUCUAAGGAGAGUCAACUCCAAAGCCGUCUUACCUAAUUCGACUUGCUAUUACCAAAAAAACAGACAGACUUGUCGUGAAAAAUAAGAUAAAUGGUUCAGAUAGGAAUGAAUUGGACGCUUGGUCUUUCAGAAUGUGAUUGUUCACUUACGCGACGUCUCCCACGCGGAUUGGAGAGCGCAAGAUGAAGACGUCGUCGCGACUCUGAAGCGGAUCGGCAUCUCCGAGAAGGCGUCCGUCGUCACCGUCGACAACAAAAUCGACAAAGACGGCGCCGCCGAAAUAAGCGAAACGGACAACGAUUUGCGGGUUUCCUGUGCGAAUGGCGAAGGUCUUGAACAGUUCAUCAGGAUAAUCGACGAGGCAGUCUCUAUCAGUAAGAACUGAUCUACCAAUGUAUCUUCAGAAGGUUUUGGAAGCGACCAAGUGCAAGAAAAUCAAGGUGAAGCUGAAGGCGGACUCUCCGCUCAUCGAGUAUCUAUACAGGUCUCGAUGCUAGAAAUAUGUUUGUGAAUUCAGCUUCUUUCAGGGAAAAGCUUGUUAAUAUCGAACCAGAGGUCGAUGAAGAUUCAUUAACUUUCGAAAUCUACGUCGACGAAGCACAACUGUCACGAUUCCGAGCAAAAUUCAACCAGUUGAAGGCCAAAAAUGAUUUAUCCUGA
This is a messenger RNA of Caenorhabditis auriculariae, 2051 nucleotides long. Lineage: Eukaryota; Metazoa; Nematoda; Chromadorea; Rhabditida; Rhabditidae. The record is from the annotation of a GenBank genome assembly.